AUGCCGGAGCUGUCGCGAACCCUCGCUCGAUCUUGGUCAUCGACACUAAAGCUUCCAAAAUCAACAUUCCCUCCUCGGAUAGCAUUAGCUGACCAGGCGAAAUACCUCAAACGAUGCAGCGAUGACCUCUACAGCUGGCAACAGCGCAACCGACCUGCGACGGAUACCUUCACCCUUCACGACGGCCCUCCAUAUGCUAACGGCGAGCUACAUAUUGGACAUGCCCUGAAUAAGAUCUUGAAAGAUAUAAUAUGUCGCGUUCAAUUGGCUAAAGGGAAGCGAGUGCACUAUGUGCCUGGUUGGGACUGCCAUGGUUUACCGAUCGAGCUAAAGGCGCUACAGGGACGAAAGGAAUUGGGGGACCUGAGGUCAGCUGGGAGGCAUGGAGCAGCACAGAUUCGAUCCGCAGCGCGACAACUCGCAGAAAAAACCGUUUCCCGGCAAAUGGAAGGAUUCCGUGAAUGGGGAGUCAUGGGAGAUUGGGACAAUGCCUACACCACAAUGAACAAAGAUUUUGAGCGCAGACAAUUGGGUGUAUUUUUGGAAAUGGUUGAAAAGGGCCUCAUUUACCGGAGAUUUAAGCCUGUGUACUGGUCUCCGUCGUCUGGGACCGCUCUGGCUGAAGCAGAGCUGGAGUACAAGGAAGAUCACAUCUCAACCGCGGCUUUAGUCAAGUUCAAACUAGCAGACUUACCUCCUCAGAUCCGAGAGAAUCCUAUCCUUGCCGAUAGCGAUGUUUCUGCGGUAAUUUGGACAACGACUCCGUGGACACUGCCUGCGAACGCUGCAUUAGCCGUUAGCCCUACCUUUGAAUACACUAUCGUGGAUUCUACACAAUAUGGCAAGCUACUGGUAGCACAGUCUAGGCUGCAAUACCUCCAAGAACUACUUGACGACAAUUUCAACGUUGUUGUUCCUAGUAUCUUAGGCUCUGAAUUGCUGAAUUCCUCUUAUACUCCCCACUUCAAAGAGCCUGGAUCAAAAAACCAACCGAUAAUUGCUGCAGACUUUGUAACGGACGAUGCAGGUUCCGGAAUUGUUCACUGCGCGCCAGGCCACGGAAUGGAGGAUUACGAGGUUUGCCUUGCGCUUCAAAUUCCAGCGUACGCUCCCGUCGACGGCGAAGGCCGUUUCACCCGAGCUGCUAUGCCAGCGCAACCUGACCUAUUAUCUGGGAAAGCAGUUUUAGGAGAUGGUAAUGAAGCAGUUCUCCAGUAUAUAUCAGAAAAAGGGCUAUUGCUGCACAAACACACCUAUAAACACAAGUACCCCUACGACUGGCGCUCCAAACUUCCCGUCAUUAUUCGCGCAACGGAACAAUGGUUCGCUGAUGUCGGUGAUAUCCAAGGAGAAGCUAUCCAGGCCUUGCAAUCCGUUCAGUUCAUCCCUCCAACUGGAAAAUCAAGACUAGAAACUUUUGUCAAGAACCGGAGUGAAUGGUGUAUUUCUCGCCAACGGGCAUGGGGUGUUCCAAUACCGGCACUAUAUCACCGCACCACUGGGGAAGCCGUCCUGACAAAGGAAAGCGUGUCUCACAUCAUGAAAAUGAUUGAAGAGCGAGGAAUCGACGCCUGGUGGACUGAUGAUGAAUUUGACCAAGCCUGGUUCCCACCUUCGCUUCGUGACGCGAACGAGCCACUAUAUAAGCGGGGGACCGACACUAUGGAUGUCUGGUUUGAUAGCGGCACUAGCUGGGCCCAACUUAAAGAUAGUACUUCUCCUGAUAAGCCUCCCGCCGACGUAUACCUUGAAGGAAGCGAUCAGCACCGUGGCUGGUUCCAAUCCAGCCUCUUGACAUAUAUCUCUCAUCAACUCGCUCAGGGCCGCAGUUCAGGAUUCAAAACCCCCUUCAAAACGUUGAUCACACAUGGAUUUACCCUCGACCAGCAUGGUCGUAAGAUGAGCAAGUCCAUUGGAAAUACCAUACAACCGGAUGAAAUCAUGGGCGGUACGCUGCUCCCACCACUUAAACCUAGAAAGGGCAAAGGCAAGGGACCGAAGCCAAAUCCCGAAGUUCCUAUAUACGACGCGCUUGGCCCGGAUGCUCUUCGAUUAUGGGCCGCUGGAAGUGAUUACACAAAGGAUGUGGUUAUUGGGCAACAGGUUCUAAAGGCAGUUAACAUCAGUCUUCAUAAAUUCCGAGUGACUUUUAAACUUCUUCUUGGUGCGCUUCAAGACUUUGAUCCAAAGAAUCAAGUUCCAUACGAGUCACUACACGCAGUUGACAAGAUUGCCCUACUACAACUGCAUAACCUCAUCAACACCAGUCAAGAAGCAGUCGACAAGAUGGAGUUUUUCAAAGCAGUGACCGCGAUGAACAAAUGGGCCAAUCUAGAAUUUUCUGCAUUCUAUAUUGAAGCAAUCAAAGAUCGAUUAUAUGCGGAUUCAGAGACUGGGAUAAGUAGGCGAGCUGCACAGACUACCCUGUUCCAUAUAUAUACACACAUUCAAACCCUGCUUGGACCAAUAGUUCCUCUGCUGGUUGAGGAGACUUGGGAGCAUACCCCUGGGAGUAUCAAGGAAGUAGUGGAACACCCAUUUCAACGGACUUUCUGCCCACCCAAUAGCGAAUGGCGAAACGAUACCUUGGAACACCAGUACUCUGCAAUGAUGGCAGCUAACUCUGCAAUCAAAGCUAUGCAAGAAACCGCUCGGUCCAAGAAGGAAAUGGGGUCCUCAUUACAAUCCUUUGUGCGUCUAAUGCUUCCUAAAAACUUUACCGUGUCCAAACAGCUGCAGUUAGAGCUCCCAGACCUCUUCGUUGUAUCAGCUGUCACCUUGGGGGUUGAAGGUGAUGCUAUACCAAAUGAUGUCAUGCAGGCCGAAUGGAGCUACAACUCCGAAUUCAAGCUACCGGAUGGCCAGACUGGACAGGCAUGGGUUUACGCGCCAAGUCAAGCCAAGUGCCCUCGGUGCUGGCGUUAUGCAGUCGAUUCGACAAUUGAGUCGGACAAGGAAGAGCUCUGCCACCGCUGUGAGGAUGUCGUGCGCGACCUGGAUCAACGCAGCGAUGCGGGCCAAGCUUCUGCCACGGCAGCUAUAUGA
This is a messenger RNA of Arthroderma uncinatum, 3045 nucleotides long. Its product is annotated as isoleucyl-tRNA synthetase. Gene Ontology annotation, molecular function: aminoacyl-tRNA deacylase activity; tRNA binding; isoleucine-tRNA ligase activity. The record is from RefSeq and is a predicted model, not a curated record. Gene Ontology annotation, cellular component: cytosol. NCBI's taxonomy places the organism in Eukaryota, Fungi, Ascomycota, Eurotiomycetes, Onygenales, Arthrodermataceae. The transcript has a single exon. Gene Ontology annotation, biological process: isoleucyl-tRNA aminoacylation. Bases 1 to 3045 code for a protein of 1014 amino acids.